Messenger RNA from Prunus armeniaca (apricot), 1032 nucleotides. The record is from the annotation of a GenBank genome assembly. Lineage: Eukaryota; Viridiplantae; Streptophyta; Magnoliopsida; Rosales; Rosaceae.
AUGAGCGCGAGGCAGAUCAGCAUUCACAGCGACUCCCAGCUCAUAGUAAAUCAGAUAACGGCAGACUUCGCAGCAAUGGAUGCCUCCAUGUCAGCCUACCUAUCGGCAGCCCACCAACUACUACAAAAAUUCCAGGCCUACGAGAUACGGCAGAUCCCCAGGUCGGAAAACAGCCAUGCUGACGCGCUCUCACGAUUGGCCUCGGCAAUAAAUGACAAGAUCGGGAGGAAGGUACCGGUGGAGAUAUUAUCCCACCCAAGUACAACCGCCGCCGAGGUAUGUACCGUUCGGUACGAAGACACAUGGAUGUCUCGAAUCUAUGCCUAUCUGACAACCGGAACCCUUCCUACCGAUAAGUCCCAAGCUCGGAAACUCCGUUACCGAUCGGCAAGAUACGCAGUCAUCAACGAUGUUCUAUACAAGCGAGGCUACACGACGCCGUAUCUAAAAUGCCUGACCAAAGAGCAAGGGGACUACAUCCUUCGGGAAGUCCACAGUGGAAUCUGUGGUGACCACUCUGGAUCCCGAUCGCUCGCACACAAGGUCUUCCGGCAGGGUUAUUUCUGGCCGACUCUGCACCAGGAUGCGAACACACUAGUCAGGAAAUGUGACAAAUGCCAGCGGUUCGGUAGUAUCCCUCAUAUCCCUGCCGAACCGCUGUCACCGAUCGUAAGCCCGUGGCCGUUCGCCCAGUGGGGACUAGAUCUAAUUGGUCUGAUGCCAGAGGGCAAGGGUCAGGUCAAAUACGCUGUUGUUGCCGUGGAUUACUUCACCAAAUGGGUAGAAGCCAAAGCCCUAGCGACAAUAACGGCGGCCAGAGUUGAAGAUUUCGUUUGGACGAAUAUUUGCUGCCGAUUCGGCAUCCCCUACGUCAUCGUCACGGAUAACAGCAGGCAGUUUGACUCGGAAGUCUUUCGGGAAUUCUGCACCCGACUCAAGAUCAACCUGUUCUUUGCUUCGCCAGCACACCCCCAAUCGAACGGACAGGUCGAAGCCAUGAAUAAAAUUGUCAAGAAGCUAUUGAAACGGUAG